This is a messenger RNA of Penicillium malachiteum, 846 nucleotides long. RefSeq lists its product as uncharacterized. The coding region runs from base 1 to 846 and encodes 281 amino acids. NCBI's taxonomy places the organism in Eukaryota, Fungi, Ascomycota, Eurotiomycetes, Eurotiales, Aspergillaceae. The record is from RefSeq and is a predicted model, not a curated record. The transcript has 2 exons.
AUGAGCAACAACUUGAACGAAGACCACCCGAAACAUCAUGAUGCUACUGAGACCACAUCCAUCAAGUUCGAAUGGACUCCUGAACUCGUGAAGAUUGGAACCUCUCGGGGAGCGAUACACCCGUCGAUUGGCCCUCUCGAAAUCUCCAACGGCUUACCAGAAUGCAAGUACCGACCGGAUAUGACCCUGCCAGACCCCGCAGAUACGUGCGAGUGUCUAAAGUGGGUGGGGCUAUCUGACCAGAAAAUCAUCGAGUUCGAACAGAAAUUCAAUGAUUUAUUUCCGAAAUGCCAAGCGCCGAAAUGUGGAUAUGAUGAGAAAUAUCAGGCUUAUGGACGUGGCUUUAAUGAAAUUACAUUCCCUUCGAUUGACAGCAUGUUGAGACUGUUCAUUCAAGGAAUGGGCGAUGACCAUGAAGAGUUCCAAUACACCCAUAGCUUCCGGCCUGAAUUUGCCAUAUUUUGUGGAUUACAUAAAGAUGACCCCAGAGCUCUUGAAGAUCCCGAUCUAUUCGAGAAGACAUGGUUUCGAUUGGGACCUGCAGAUAUCAUGGGUGAUACUCUAAUUUCAUUUUGGGGGCAACUCAAGGAGUUCAUGGUGACGAGAUUGUUAUAUGAGGGGAAGGCAUGGAAAGACCGGUAUGGAAUAUGGUUGCUUCGUGAGGGAGAAGAUAUGGAUCAAGCAAAGGCGAGAAUGAAUGAGAAGGAGCGUGAAAGAUUGAGAGAGCAAGCGAGGGAGGAAAAGAAAGCCGACUUGGCACGUCAGAAGCAAGAGCGCGACAGGGAGUAUGCGGAGGACAUGGCAAGAUUUGCAGAAGACAGAGUGCCCGCGGAGAUGACGAACUAA